UUGUCGCGUCAAAGGUUGAGCACAUUGUUCCUCGGCGGUAUAUUAUGGUUUAGAUAGCGAUGAAUGAAAUCGUGUUCUGUUAACAAAUCCAGCGCUCGUCUGCAAAUCUUGGGGUCUUUCAACCAAAAAUCCGACUGGCUGUGGCUUUGCUGUGUUUUUGAUCCAUUUCAACAACGCCGUUUGUGGUCAGACUAGCGCGGGAUGGCUGGAAUUCUGUUCGAAGAUAUCUUUGAUGUAAAAGACAUCGAUCCAGAUGGCAAGAAAUUUGACAGAGUGUCUCGACUACAUUGUGAAAGUGAAUCUUUCAAGAUGGACCUCAUCUUGGAUGUGAACAUUCAGAUAUAUCCUGUUGAUCUUGGUGACAAGUUCAGACUGGUCAUUGCCAGCACAUUGUAUGAAGAUGGAACACCAGAUGAUGGAGAAUACAACCCUCAAGACGAUCGGCCGUCUCGAGCAGACCAGUUUGAGUACGUGAUGUAUGGAAAGGUUUACAAGAUUGAAGGAGAUGAAACUUCAACAGAAGCAGCCACGCGUCUCUCCGCCUACGUGUCUUAUGGAGGCUUACUGAUGAGGCUGCAGGGAGACGCCAACAACCUCCACGGCUUUGAAGUGGACUCCAGGGUCUACCUUCUCAUGAAAAAGCUGGCCUUCUGAACACCACUCUGUUCGCCCCCCUUCCCAUUGCCAACUAUUUCUAGCUAUCUUCAAAUUUAUAUUGAAAUUCACGGACCCCGGUCUGCAGGUCAUGGCAUUUUACAGACUGAGAACAUUGAUUCUUUUGGACAAAUAUUUUGAAAACAUUUUUUUUAAUAUGUGUUGAUUCAUAAAAAUAUGCUUCUACAGACGUAUGAUACAGACUGAAGACUUUGACAAAAAAAGACCUGCUGCCAUCUCAUGCGCAAACAAUGUAAAUAAAUAUUUCUUUUAUAAAAACUAUAGGUAACAGGU
Messenger RNA from Fundulus heteroclitus (mummichog), 948 nucleotides. It is a transcript of the gene polr2h, whose product is annotated as RNA polymerase II, I and III subunit H. Gene Ontology annotation, cellular component: RNA polymerase II, core complex; RNA polymerase I complex; RNA polymerase III complex. The transcript has 6 exons. Gene Ontology annotation, biological process: DNA-templated transcription. The record is from RefSeq and is a predicted model, not a curated record. NCBI's taxonomy places the organism in Eukaryota, Metazoa, Chordata, Actinopteri, Cyprinodontiformes, Fundulidae. The coding region runs from base 202 to 654 and encodes 150 amino acids. Gene Ontology annotation, molecular function: DNA-directed RNA polymerase activity.